Messenger RNA from Uncinocarpus reesii 1704, 1884 nucleotides. RefSeq lists its product as uncharacterized. The transcript has 5 exons. Gene Ontology annotation, cellular component: cytoplasm; SUMO activating enzyme complex. Bases 1 to 1884 code for a protein of 627 amino acids. Lineage: Eukaryota; Fungi; Ascomycota; Eurotiomycetes; Onygenales; Onygenaceae. The record is from RefSeq and is a predicted model, not a curated record. Gene Ontology annotation, biological process: protein sumoylation. Gene Ontology annotation, molecular function: SUMO activating enzyme activity.
AUGGCGCAAAACGGUGUCACCCCUGGACCUCGAGAUAGGCAGCUGCAACAGUCUCUCGGGACUCUGUCUGCCGUGAUACGAAAGGCAAGUUGGAAACAGAAUACAGCGAUUGUGUCAACUUCGCGCGUGCUACUCGUCGGCGCGGGAGGCAUUGGUUGUGAGCUUUUGAAAAACCUUUUGCUAUCGGGCUUCGGCGAAAUCCACAUCAUAGACCUUGACACCAUCGACCUCUCCAAUCUUAAUCGACAGUUCCUCUUUAGGCAUGAGCAUAUCAAAAAGUCGAAAGCUUUGGUAGCCAAAGAGGCAGCCACGAAAUUUCGGCCGCAAGCAAAACUUGAAGCCUACCAUGCCAACAUCAAAGACAACCAGUUCAACGUAGAGUGGUUCGAGUCCUUCGAUAUUGUUUUCAACGCCCUGGAUAACCUUGACGCGCGCCGGCAUGUGAACCGAAUGUGCUUGGCAGCUAAUGUACCCCUGAUAGAGAGCGGCACAACUGGAUUCAAUGGCCAGGUGCAGGUAAUCAAGAAGGGACAGACUGAAUGCUAUGAUUGCACAAGUAAACCAAUUCCCAAGUCAUUUCCGGUUUGCACCAUCAGGAGCACUCCAAGCCAACCGAUUCACUGUAUCGUUUGGGCUAAAAGCUACUUAUUGCCAGAACUUUUUGGGACCUCUGAAGAUGACAUGGAAAUGGAUCACUCGGAAGAUUCUGAGAAUACCGAAGAAAUUGCGAAAUUACGACAAGAAGCCCAGGCGCUCAAGGAAAUAAGGAAUUCAACAGGCUCAUCGGAUUUUGCGAAAAAGGUUUUCGACAAGGUCUUCACUCAGGACAUCGUUAGACUUUGCGGAAUGGAAGAUAUGUGGAAAAGCCGAAAGAUCCCGGAGCCCUUGUCUUAUGAUUCCUUGGAGAACGAGGCCAGUUCAGUUGACUCAUUCAUCUCGAAAGAAGACCAAAAGACUUGGACACUGGUUGAGAACUUUGCUGUCUUUAAAGAUAGCAUCCAACGUCUAGUUAAGCGAUUGCACGAGCUCCAAGCAACUGUUUCUGAGGGACCACCUCCGAUAAUCACGUUUGACAAGGACGAUGUUGAUACACUUGAUUUUGUGGUUGCCAGCGCCAAUUUGCGGUCAGCAAUUUUCCACAUUGACUUGAAUUCAAAGUUUGAUAUCAAGCAGAUGGCGGGAAACAUUAUUCCUGCGAUUGCAACCACAAAUGCAAUGACAGCCGCACUUUGUAUCCUACAGGCAUUCAAAGUCUUGAAGGAUGACUAUGCAAACGCGAAGAUGAUAUUCUUGGAACGGUCUGGCGUUCGAGCAAUAAAUACGGAUAGUCUUAAACCACCGAACCCAGAAUGUCCAGUUUGUUCGGUCGCUCAGGGGAAGAUCUUCGUUGAUCCUAACCGAGCCACUUUAAACGAUUUGGUCGAAGGCAUUCUUCGCUUGAAGCUGGGUUAUGGUGAUGAAUUUUCGAUCAACAACCAACUUGGAACGAUCUACGACCCAGAUUUGGAAGACAACUUGUCAAAGAAACUUAGUGAUCUCGGUGUAGGCAAUGAUAGCUUUGUCACUGUCAUCGACGAAGAAGACCCCAGCCCCAAAGUUAACCUGGAACUGUUGGUCGCCGAGCGGACUGCACCGGAAGCUCAAACCCCAGUCUCACUCGAAACGGAACUUAGCAUCCCUACAAAGCCAAAAGUACCCGUAGUGGAACCUACCAAUGGCACUCAUGAGCAGAUAAAUGGAAAAAGGAAACGAACCGCAGAUGAAGCGGAGCUUGAAAAUGGCGGUCCGCAAUUGAAGAAGAUCGCAAAAACUGGCACGGGUAGCGGCGGUGACGGUCCAAUUGUCUUGGAUGAUGACACUGGUGCCAUUCUCAUCGACGACUAG